AUGGCAUAUCAAGAAAAGGAAAGCCAAAUCGCUGGUCUAUACGAUUUAAAACAAACCUUAGGGAAAGGGCAUUUUUCAGUUGUUAAAUUGGCCAAACACGCAUUUACCGGCGAAGAAGUAGCGGUGAAAGUCAUCGACAAGACGAAACUGGAUGAUGUAUCCAAAUCUCAUCUUUAUGAAGAAGUUCGCUGUAUGCAAUUGGUACAACACCCCAAUAUUGUACGUUUAUAUCAUGUUAUCGAAACUCAAACCAAACUAUAUUUAGUACUUGAACUAGGCAAAGGCGGAGAUCUAUACGAUUAUUUACUUAAACAUGACAAUGGUUUACCAGAAGAUGAAGCUCGAUAUUAUUUUCGACAGAUUGUUCUCGGUAUCGCUUAUUGCCAUCGUUUACAUGUUGUUCAUCGGGAUUUAAAACCAGAAAAUGUUGUAUUUUUUGAAAAUUUCUCUACUGUCAAGUUAACCGAUUUUGGUUUCUCCAACCGUUUUAUGCCUGGCCAAAUGCUAUCGACAUCAUGCGGUUCCUUAGCAUAUUCUGCCCCAGAAAUUUUACUUGGUGAUGCCUACGAUGCUCCUAAAGUGGAUAUUUGGAGCCUUGGCGUUAUUCUGUAUAUGUUAGCAACUGGUCAACCACCGUUUAUGGAGGCUAAUGAUAGCGAAACGUUAUCCAUGAUCAUGGAUUGUAAAUAUAAUUUACCACCACAACUGUCAUCAUCUUGUAACGAGUAA
Messenger RNA from Trichoplax adhaerens, 729 nucleotides. RefSeq lists its product as uncharacterized. Lineage: Eukaryota; Metazoa; Placozoa; Uniplacotomia; Trichoplacea; Trichoplacidae. Gene Ontology annotation, cellular component: cytoplasm. Gene Ontology annotation, molecular function: protein serine/threonine kinase activity; tau-protein kinase activity; ATP binding. Gene Ontology annotation, biological process: protein phosphorylation; intracellular signal transduction; microtubule cytoskeleton organization. The coding region runs from base 1 to 729 and encodes 242 amino acids. The transcript has 2 exons. The record is from RefSeq and is a predicted model, not a curated record.